CACCGUCCCAAAGAAGCCCAACCUCUGCCUCUCCGUCGUUCUUAAAAACCCCUUAUCUUCACUUCUCCUUCGUCUUCCCUCCAAACCCAACCACUCCUUUCCUGUGUUUGAAUUGAGCUGAUGGAGUUGUUCGACCGGGCGAAGGCCGUGCGCCUGCGGGGCCACCACGGCAAGUACCUGAUGGCCGGGGAGGACGAGGAGCGCGUGAUACAGAGCCGUCACGGCUCCGACCACGCCGCCCGCUGGGUCGUCGAGUUCGUCGAUGGCGGUCGCGCCCUCCGCCUCCGGAGCUGCCACGGCCGCUUCCUCGCAGCUACCAGCCAGCCCUUCCUCCUCGGUGCCACCGGCAAGAAGGUCAUUCAGGCUCCCGCUGCCGGUUCCUUUAACGAUUCCUCCCUCGAGUGGGAGCCCGUCCGCGACGGGUUCCAGGUCAAGCUCAAAAGCUACUCCGGCCACUUCCUCCGCGCCAACGGCGGCGUCCCACCCUGGCGCAACUCCAUCACUCACGACGUCCCCCACCGGACUGCCACCCAGGAUUGGGUCCUCUGGGACGUCGACAUCGUCCAGAUACACCCCACCCCCGCCAAAUCGCGCUCUUCUCCUUCCAAAGGCCCCUCCGCCAUGCCGCCACCCUCUGCCGCCCCCGCCGUGCUGCCGUCCUCGACCUCACGCACUUCUCCCCCUUCCGGGCCUUCUGACCCAGAUAAGUCUCCGGACUUUUCCUCCUCAAGGUCAACGUCGCGCUCCUCUUCUCCAGACGCUGUUUCAUCUCCGCACAAGUCCACCUUCUCGCCGACAUUGUCCAAUCGACAGACCCCAGCACCGGGUCGGACUAUCCACUACACCGUCGCAGAUGACAACGGCAAUGUGGAUGACAGUAUGGAGUGGCCUUCCUUUACUUUUAUAGGAACGAGUGUGCCUGAGUUGACUAGUAAAUUGAAGAAGAUGACGAGGCUCGAUGAUAUAAUUGUGUGCACUCGCAACCCACUGAACCACCGCCUCAGCCCUCUUUAUUUGCAGCUGCCUCCAAACAACAGAACGAUGCAGCUUGUAGUGGUCGAUGCCGAGUCAAGUUAUGGAGCAAGUUUUGAUAUUUGAAGGAUGAACUUCUACCGUACCGCCGGAAUGGUUUCGUCUUUGUCCAAAGCAUGCCGGACGAAAAUUUCAAUCAUUCUUGUCAAGCUGCUGGUGUGAGGUCUUCUUCAUACGCUACGCCGGGGAUAUCCGCAUUCGAAGAGAACUGGUAAAGUCUGGUCAGGUCAUGUGACUUGCUAAUUUGUAUAAUUUACUUUGGACACCAGAGAGUCAUGCUGAAAGAUAAUCUCCAUUGAAAAUUUUCACAUUGUUUGUGGAAGACUUAUUAUUGUGUUUCAUAUGUAUAUAUAUGUGUGACUUAUUAUUGUUCGA
This is a messenger RNA of Musa acuminata AAA Group (dessert banana), 1407 nucleotides long. RefSeq lists its product as uncharacterized. NCBI's taxonomy places the organism in Eukaryota, Viridiplantae, Streptophyta, Magnoliopsida, Zingiberales, Musaceae. The record is from RefSeq and is a predicted model, not a curated record. The transcript has 3 exons. Bases 121 to 1098 code for a protein of 325 amino acids.